Molecule: messenger RNA, 1473 nt
Organism: Pochonia chlamydosporia 170
Lineage: Eukaryota; Fungi; Ascomycota; Sordariomycetes; Hypocreales; Clavicipitaceae
Product: kynureninase
Exons: 2
Coding region: 1-1473 (490 amino acids)
Biological process (GO): NAD+ biosynthetic process
Cellular component (GO): cytoplasm
Molecular function (GO): pyridoxal phosphate binding; kynureninase activity
Source: RefSeq, a predicted model, not a curated record
AUGGAUCUGUCCUCUUUUGUGCAGCGGCUACGGAAUGGCGCCGCCCCCAAGUUCCCUGCUGAUGCAAACACCCUUGCUUUUGCUCAAAAGCUCGAUGCAGAGGAUAGUCUGAAGCACCUGCGAGAUGAAUUUGUGCUUCCCACCAAGGGCUCAUUAAAGAAGAAGGCCCUUAAUGGUUCCAUUCCAGGGCAAUCUACUCAGAAUGGCACCAAUGGCAUCAAUGGCCACUCACAAGAUGCAGACAAGUCAUGUCUCUAUUUCGUUGGCAACUCUCUCGGUGCUCAGCCCAAAGCCGUCCGGGAGUACCUCAACGCCCAGCUAGAGACUUGGGCCUCUAUCGGUGUCAAUGGUCACUUUACUACCAUGGAGAACUCCCCCUUAACACAAUGGCAAGACAUGGCAGAGGACUGUGCCAAAAAGUCCUGCGAUCUUGUUGGAGCUUCAGCACAUGAAAUCGUCAUCAUGAACACCCUAACUAUCAAUUUGCAUGUCAUGAUGGCCAGUUUCUAUAAGCCUGAUUCCAAGAGACACAAGAUUAUUCUCGAGUGGAAGCCAUUCCCUAGUGACCACUACGCUAUUGAGAGUCAAAUUAAAUGGCACGGCCUGGACCCUGAGAAGAGUAUGAUCAAGAUUGAGCCCGACGAGAACAGCAUAAUUCCCACGGAAAAGAUCCUCAGGACCAUCGAUGAGCACGCCGAGGAGACUGCCCUUCUGCUACUUCCCGGCAUCCAAUACUACUCUGGCCAGCUAUUUGACAUGCCUAAGAUCACCGCCUACGCCAAGGAACGCGGCAUCAUUGUCGGUUGGGACCUAGCCCACGCCGCUGGCAAUGUCGAGCUCAAGCUUCACGACUGGGACGUCGACUUUGCUUGCUGGUGCACAUACAAGUACAUCAAUGCCGGUCCUGGCGCCAUCGCCGGAGCCUACGUCCAUGAAAGGUACGGCAAGGUCGAGUGGACAGACGGUUCUGAUGCACCCUCAUAUCGUCCCCGCCUGUCGGGUUGGUACGGCGGCGACAAGAGCGUGCGCUUCAACAUGGAUAAUACUUUCGUGCCAACACCCGGAGCUGCUGGCUACCAGGUUUCUAACCCCUCUGCCAUCGACCUCGCAGCUCUUUCCGGCGCUCUAUCAGUAUUCAACAAGACAUGUAUGCAUGACUUGCGGUCCAAGGCUCUUGUUCUGACGGCGUACGCCGAGUACCUACUGGACCAGAUGGUUGAGGAAACAAAAAGCGAUGCCUCUCCCGUCUUUACCAUUCUCACACCCAGAGACCCUCUCCAGCGCGGCACGCAACUCAGUGUGCUGCUGAGAGAGGGCCUGCUAGAAAAGGUCACACAGGCUCUGGAGGAGAAUGCUGCAAUUUGCGACAAGCGCAAACCUAAUGUUAUUCGAGUUGCGCCUGUUCCCUUGUACACUCGGUUUGAAGAUGUGUGGGCUUACAUGCAGGUGUUGAGGGGGGCGCUGGGAUUGUAA